UUCUUCUUAAAUUUUUAAGCAAUUUCUGUAAAUUCUCUUGUAGUUAAUUGUUUUCUAUCCGUAUGGCCAGUAAACAAGAAGUUUUAUGCUUAAUAGAAUAAUUGCUUAUAAAGUUGAAAACCUCGGGGCAUUUAUUGGGCAAUUCUCACUUCAGAACCUAUAAUACUUUUUUCAUGGUGAUGAUGAUGGUAAUUUUCUGGAUUCAUAAUCACGUUGAAACAAGUUAAUUGUUGCCUUUUUCUUUCUUUCUUUUUUUUUCCCCACUGAUGAUAGUGACUGGGAAACUUGGUUGAAUUUUAGAGGCAUUAGUGCUUUUGGAUGUGGUAUUCUUUUGUGGAACCAAGAUCAUUCUAUUAGGAUGAUUUUUUUCUCAAAUUUCUGCUUGAAGUGUCAAAUUCACUCGAAGUACUAUUUGAAUCUGAAGUCUUCUCUCAUGCAUGUCAAGGAAACUUUGAUGGUUUUGUAGAUGAAGUCCUUUAUUUGCAUUUCAAGUAAGUGAGUUUGUAGUUGAACAUAUGAGGGGGCAAAGAGGCAAAUAAUUUCUUUCAACAUCAGUUUACUUUCUGACAGGUAUAUUAGCAUUUCCGAAAAGAAGAAUAUGCUCUCAAAGUCCCAGUAACUUCAAAUCUUGGAAGGUCUCUUAGUCUAAGGAGUCCAAUAUUUUACAAAUAGAAAGUUUUCCACUGUAAGAAGCAUUAUCCCAAAGAGUUGUUUCGCGCCAUUUAUGGCUCAUUUGGGGAGAAGAAUUUGUGAUUCCAGAUGUGAAUUUGAUUUGUUAUGACUUAUGAGUAGUAGGAUGGAUUUAGAAAAUGUACUGAAAUUGGGAAAGGUUCAAUGUAUCUAUGGAUUUGAGAUAUGCUUGGUGGAUGAAUUUGAGAAAUAAAAACCUCUGUGUGGGGUUUCAUAAACAACAAUUUGGAAAAUGAUUCAUGGAUUGGAGUGAAAUCUAAAAACCUUAUUGUUUUGAGUUCCAUUCAAGCAAUAGAGAUUACUGGAGGUCCACAUUCUUCUUAUUCUUUCGGAUCUAGUUUUCAGCAGACAUUUUGCUGGUAUUAACCUAGUUUGGAAUUUAGAACUGAUCAUGCUAGUUAAAUAUUUGCAAAAUUACGGUCUAGACUCCCAAAGCUUGAAUUAUACAUUAUCAUACUCCCUGUUUGGACUAAUAAUUAAAGUUUACAUGCAAAUUUUGGUGAUAUCAUAAAAAAUGUCAAAUGUGCUAUAAGUAUUUGUGUGUCCAGUUGAUGAGAUAAAAAUAUAUUGAAGAAGGAUCCUGGCUAUAAUCAUGAAUAAUACUUUGGUUGUUCCCCUGAAAGAUCAGAAAGAAAAAGCCAAUUUCCUUCUUGAGAUUGCUAGCAUAGAAAAGCAGUUGUGGGCAUUAAUCCACUCAAAAGGUUUAUUGCACUCUGAUGUUCGGGAUUUAUACCAUAAAGUCUGUUUAAGUUAUGAGAGUUUCAUUUUGAAUGAUCAUGAACUGACAGAAGUUCAAGAUGUUGAAUAUUCACUGUGGAAGCUACACUAUAAGCACAUUGAUGAGUUUCGUAAAAGAAUAAAAAGAAGCUCUGCUAAUUCAGAAGGUACAACAUCUGCAAUGCCCCCAAGUGGUUCUGAUGACAAACAUAUAGAAGGGUUUAAGUCAUUUCUUGUAAAAGCUACUGAAUUUUACAAAAAAUUGAUUGUGAAAGUCAGAAGGCAUUAUGGGCUUCCAGAAGAAUCUUCCUUGUUUAAAAGGGGUGGCAACAUUGCUUCUGUUGAACCAACGAAAUUGCAGAAAUGUCACUUUUUAUGUCAUCGCUUUUUAGUUUGUCUUGGGGAUCUUGCUAGAUAUAUGGAACAAUUUGAAAAAUCUAGUGUCCAGAAGCAUAACUGGUCAGUUGCAGCCACCUACUACUUGGAAGCUGCAAUAAUUUGGCCAGAUAGUGGAAACCCCCAAAAUCAGUUGGCAGUGUUGGCAACAUAUGUGGGUGAUGAGUUUCUUGCUCUAUACCACUGUGUAAGAAGUUUAGCUGUAAAAGAACCUUUCCCUGAUGCCUGGAACAAUCUCAUUUUACUAUUUGAAAGGAACAGGUCAUGUCAUUUACAUUCUCUUUCAAGUGAGGUCCACUUUGAUUUCUUAAAACCUUCUGAAAGAAGUGAUGCCUGGGUCAAAUCACAAUCAAGUAGGAAUAUUUCACAUGGCUGUCCUUUGAAGGGUGAACUUGAUCACUCUGCAGAAACAAACUUCUGGCCACUUCUUAUCAGAACAUUAAGUUUCUUCUUCUUAGAAUCCAGUUUGGAGGACUUCCCUUGUGCAUUUGCAUCUACCAUGAGGGUGUUGGAUAUGAUGAUGGCUUUAGAUGAUAAAAAACUAAGAGCCAUUUUGGAGUCCUAUCAACCUAUGGAUUCAGCUAGAACAGGCCCUUUCCGUGCUCUUCAAGCUGUUUCCAUUUUCAUCUUUGUCUUCCAUAAUCUAAUUAAUAGCCCGGAAAUGGAAGGGUUAAAAGAUGGAAAGAAUAAGCAACAUCUUGAGUUGAUACAAUUUGCGUUGACUGCUACUUUCAUUUUCAUGGGACGUUUUGUUUAUAGAUGUUUGAAGGCAAAUCCUUUGGACUCUUGUCCCCUUCUACCCACUGUUCUUGUUUUUGUGGAGUGGCUGGUGAGCAUUCUUGAUGUAGUCGAAGCUUAUGGGGUGGAUGAGAAAACAAAAAGCUCUAUUUCUUAUUUUUUUACUGCUUUUAUUGACCUUUUGAAGCAGUUCAAUAUUGGGGUUGAAGUUUUGUCCCAUGUAAGAGCUGCAUUGUGGGAAGACUAUGAGUUGAGGGGCUUUGCACCAUUAGCUCAAAUACUUGUUUCAUUAGAUUUCUCAACUAACUGGGAUCAGAUAGACAGUUAUGAAAGUGGGACUGAAUGCCGUCUUAAGCGUAUAAUCAAUGCUGCACUGAAGAUUGCAAACAGAUCAAAUGGUUCCCGUAAAUGGAUUACCUAUGAUAGUUUGGGAAGGAAAUUCUAUGCUGAAGAUGCAAAUUUAAUGCCUGAGAGGCGAGAAUCAGAAAAAGUUGAGUCCACCAAUUCUGAUGUAAAUGUCAAAGGGCUGCACCGGCAUAUUUAUGAAGCUACAAAAGAAUGUGAGACACGGAUUGCAAGUGAAAAUCUAAGCACCAUUGCUGUGGAUGAGAAAUCUGUUGCCAUGGAAGAGGAAGAAGUUAUUCUCUUCAAGCCUCUUACAAGAUAUAAUUCAGCCCCGCUCUAUGGGAUAAUUAGUAAUGCUAAAGACCCUGCAUCGCCAAACGAAAAGGAGGAAACAGUUCCUUCUGAUGAAUGUUUGCGCCGUGCUACAUCACUACUUAUAGCCCAAAACCAAGCCCAUGGUGAUACCUCAGAUUUUCAUUCUGACAUCUCUAAUUUCAAGCUUAGCAAGGCCUUCAAGCAGCAGGAGCCUUUUGUAAAAGAGGCUACAGCAUUCUCGUUUUCAGAAGUCCCCAUCUCUGCUGGUCCUCCCUCUCUUAGUGCUUGGGUUUUAGACAGAGGAAGUUUAAGCAUUACUGAAAAGGGGAGAAGUGAUGUUCAUAGACGGGGCUUAAGCCCUAUUGAGGAAAUAGCUACUUCAUCCAUGAAUGAUCUCUCCAUCCAUGAAACCGAGGAUUCUGCCACUUCUUCAAGAUCUGAAGUUUCAACCAACCAUUACUCACCUACUCCAUAUUCAGCUCCUGCUCCUUCUGCCCCUUUUCUGCCUGAAGAUGCUGCUGCUUGGUUUCAUGGUACUCAAUCUAGUUUUUCUGAGGUGAAGGGCUCAGGGUACAGUAAUAAACCAGAGAAUUUCUAUGAUGCAUCAAGGAUAAGUGGCUACCCCAAUUGGUCUCCUUAUGGCCAACUUAAUUAUGGUUCUGCUAUUCCAGGUUUCAUGGAUAAAUACCCUCCAUUUAGCGGGAUGACUUCUUCUGAGUGGCUUCGUAAAUACAGAGAAAGUUGCAAUCUUGAUCAAGGAAAUGGGCAUGCACUGCCUAUCAACUAUUAUGCUCCCGGGAACUCCAGGAACUUUCCAACUCCUGAUGCUUCCCGCUAUGGUCUUUUUGAUCAAUAUGGAGUUCCUCCUGUUUCAAAUCCAACAAUGUUUACAGAGAGUUCAAUAUUGCCUUCAGGAUUUCCCCUUGUUUACGGCAUGGAGGAACCAAGAAGAGAAAAGCUGUUUCCUGGUUAUCAAAGACCAAGCCCUUACGGCUGUGGUGCCAUGACUGAACUUAGGGACGAACCACAGCCACUCUUGCAGUAUCUAAAGGAGAAAGAAUGGCUACUCCAGCAGGAUCCAACCCUGAGAAGUCCUACUUACAUGGGAAAUUAAAAGUUGCAACUCAAACUGUUGAUAAAAGCUGUCUUUGGACCAAAAUACAACAUUUCCCCUAGGACUUAGGUGUCAGUUUAAACAAGUUUAUAAUUGUGCAUGGAUGUACAUAUCUAAAGAAGUUGACAAUAUGUAUGUUUCAGCCAGAUGCCUUGUCUGCAAAGAGGUGUUUGAGUGUGAAGAAAUGUCCAGUUUCUCUCCACAAUGUUACAGAUUUAGGAUUGUUAUAUAUAAUACAAUAUAAUAUAAAUAUAAUGUUCUCUCAUUGACCAGAAAUAUUUUUUCCUCCAAAUAUACUUUGCCGGAUGUCAUUUGUAGUCAAAGAAAAAAUCCAGAAUCCCCAUCUAAUGAGGUGGCUCAACUCAACUCAAGCUGAAAAUGGCAAUUACCUUUUCUUAUGCUACACUGCAUGAAUAAGCAUGAAUAACAUUGAUUUUUAAAAUAAAAAAAUGCACAUUGCAUGAAUAACAUUGAUUUAAAAAAAAUAAUAACAUUUCUGUUGCCGGGGAUUGAAUCCAGGUCCACUGGGUGAAAGGCAAACAUCCCAGCCACUGGACGACAAAAACGUAAAAACAAGUACUAAUGUAGGCCUAAAGGCAUUCGGUGACUUUUGCUGCCUGAGUCUCUAACUCAAUAUCUAAAGAUACACUAGACUAAACUCAAAUGGAAGGGAAACAGUAAGCAG
Durio zibethinus is the source of this 5000-nucleotide messenger RNA. NCBI's taxonomy places the organism in Eukaryota, Viridiplantae, Streptophyta, Magnoliopsida, Malvales, Malvaceae. The record is from RefSeq and is a predicted model, not a curated record.